UCAAGCUUAGAGUUUGGUUCGUAUCAUCCAACUUCCCUUAAAUAAAGCAGUUCGUCACUGUGGUCUUCUCAGCAAGUGAUCGCAGCAAAGCAAAGCAAAGCAAAUUCCACGCCCUCCUCAUAAAUGAAUGACUGCAGUCAUCCCCCAGCCUUUCUCCGAGUGAUUGCCCUGGAAGCUCCCGGGGAACCCGUUUCUCACUCUUGCCAUGGCCGAACCCCCAAAGGGGAAUCCCUGAUGUGUCUCCUCCAUGUCUGCACCUUCCUCGGCUUCCUCCUCCUCCUCGUCCACCUCAUUUCCUUCCUCCUCACCAAGCUGUUCACGUUUCUUCUUGAAGGAGCAGCCAUUUCCGGAGACCAAAGGAGUUCUCAGCUCAUCACUGAAGCUGAGAUCAAGCCCACAACCGAUGUGUGCUACUCCGAUGAUGAGGAGUUACCUGCCAGCAUCUUCGGCAGGGAAAAAGGAUUGUUCUUUUGCUACAACGAAAGCAUCUUCAACGAUACCCUUCUUGGCGAAGAAGAACAGGAUUCUACAGAUCAGGAACACCUUUCGAAAGUUGAUGAAAGCCUCGUCACAGAAUUGCCGCACAGUUCCCCUUUAGAAGAUCAAUCGAAUCCUGGACUUGAGAAUGAUGAUUCUCCGGUGAGCGAUGUCAUAAGAACAUCAAGUUCUCCAACUCCAAUCAUAUGUGGGUCUGUCGAAGAUGAAGAUUGUGUUGGAGAUGCCUUUCACAAUAAUGAAAAGGAAGAGGAGGAGGAGCAGAAUGAGGAGUCGUCAAAGAAACAGAAACUCCUCAUCGUCGCGCAAACACAUCCUGGGAGCAAAAAGUUUCAGCUGGAAGAACACACAUCUGGUGGUUCUCUCACAAGUGAGUCGACAUCGAAGAGCUCGAUGGAGUGGAGAAGCUCCACAAACAUCAGGGAUUCGGAGACAGAAUGCCCCUUCUCCUCUUCAUCACGCAGGAGCUCUUCCAACUGGGAAAAAUACACCUGGUUCCGAAAAUACGAUGAGGACAUGACGUUUUUCGACAGGAUCAGUGCACAAAAACUCACAGAAACAGAAUCAUUUAGGUCAAUGAAGUACCAACCGAAAUCAGUCUCUCGAAGGAUAGUUCACAAAUUUACGACACACAAGAAGAAGGGAAAUAGGGAUCCAUAUCAAGAACUGGAGAGUGCCUAUGUGGCUCAGAUCUGCCUCGCAUGGGAAGCUCUUAACUGGAACUACAACCAUUUCCUGCAAUGGAGCGCCAAGGGAUCAAACAGUGAACGCGCUUCUUGCACCGCAUGGAUGGCGCAGCAGUUCCAACAGUUUCAGGUCCUGUUGCAGCGGUUCAUAGAAAACGAGCCUUACGAGCGUGGCCGGAGGCCCCAAGUCUUUGCUCGGACGAGGAUUUCUUCUCCAAAAUUGCUCCUAGUUCCUGAGUUCCGAGAUUCAAAAGCAGAUGAAGGCAAAGAAGAAAUGAUCUCAUCUACCGAGUUCUCGGCGAUUCUGGAGGAUGCCAUUCGAACCUUUAUGAACUUCCUCAAGGCAGACAAAGAGAAUCCUUGCCAAAUUCUUAAAGCAUUCAUCAAGAGAAAAUCCAGCUCGGUGGACCCAAAUCUCCGUCGUCUGCUCAAAAGAGCUAAUAAAAAGAAGAAGAUGAGGCUUAAGGAUCUGUUGAAGUCAAGGAGAUGUUUGAAAAAGAACAGGCUAAAGGGAGAGGAAGAGAUGGAGAUACUGAUGGGCUUAAUAGACAUGAAGAUUGUGUCCAGAACUUUAAGGAUGCAUGAGAUCAGCCACGAGCAAUUGCACUGGUGUGAGGAGAAGAUGACCAAAGUGAGAGUAUGUGAUGGGAAAAUCCAAAGAGAUUCCUCCCCGCUUUUCUUCCCUGUUCAAUGACUCCAACGUCGGCAGUGUUGUAUAAUCUGCCGUGCUUUAGGUUGCCUGAUGACUAGAAUAUGCAUUCCACCCUCCCUCUUGUCACUGUAAAGAUACACCCGGAGAGGUGACCACAGUAGACAUGUGGUGAUCACUUGAAGCUUUGAGCAUUUGGGUUCCAUGUCAGGAAGAAAAAGUUGAUAGGUGAAGGAUUUCCUCAUGAGCAUCGAAUGGCAAGACAAAAGUGACCAAGAAUGAAAGCGAGGGACGGGGGGAAAGAGACGAGCGCAACUUUAGCUUUCUUUUACUUUAUUAUUUAUGUUCAGUGGUGGGUGGAUAAGGCUCCCUGAAGACUGGUAUUUGGAACACACACACACACACACACACAAAAAAAGAGAACUUGUUCUGGCUCAUGCAUUACCUUCUCCUCAUCAGUUAAAACAGGGGAUUAUGGCGCUGAAGAUAGUUUAAGAUAUCCAUGGGGACAUCAUGCCUGGCCAUGUAAUCUUUGUGCAGGAGGGGGAAUAUACUCGAUGCCCGUAACCCAAAGCUGUGCUCGUGGGUCACAUAUGUGUAGUGUUUGUAUAUAAUAUAGUCACUGGUGUCUCACACAAGGAUUCCUCUGUUCUCUGGUUGGAUGCGAUGCAAGCAUAUCAUGGAUGCUAUAGCGAUGUAAAGGAGUUUGGUAUAAUAUAGAGAAA
Molecule: messenger RNA, 2555 nt
Organism: Musa acuminata subsp. malaccensis (wild Malaysian banana)
Lineage: Eukaryota; Viridiplantae; Streptophyta; Magnoliopsida; Zingiberales; Musaceae
Source: RefSeq, a predicted model, not a curated record